AUGGCGGGGUUGCCGCCGUAUCUCCCGAUGGGGGAUCCAUACAUGCAAGCGACGAUGCAGGCCAUGGCUAUGCAGCAACAAGCCAAUCAACAUCAAGCUGCACAACUGGCUGCUCAUGUGCACGCGCAGAUGGCGCAGCAACAACAACAGCAGCAACAGCAGCAGCAACAACAACUUAUGACGGAAGCCAAACUCCAGGAGAAAGCCCGGAAAUGGCAGCAGCUUCAGUCGAAACGCUACUCGGAAAAGAGGAAAUUCGGCUUCGUCGAUGCGCAGAAGGAAGACAUGCCUCCCGAGCAUUUGCGAAAAAUUAUCCGAGAUCACGGCGACAUGACGUCCAGAAAGUACCGUCACGACAAGCGAGUGUACCUGGGGGCCUUGAAAUACAUGCCUCAUGCCGUUCUCAAGCUUCUGGAGAACAUGCCGAUGCCUUGGGAGCAGAUUCGGGAUGUGAAUGUGCUCUACCACAUCACCGGAGCGAUCACGUUCGUCAACGAGAUUCCGUGGGUUAUCGAGCCCGUGUACAUGGCGCAAUGGGGGUCGAUGUGGAUGAUGAUGAGACGUGAGAAACGUGAUCGUCGUCAUUUCAAGCGCAUGCGAUUCCCUCCGUUCGAUGACGAAGAACCUCCGCUCGAUUACGCGGACAACGUCCUCGACGUGGAGCCACUCGAAGCUGUUCAAAUGGGCUUGGAUACUGAUGAGGAUGUUCCCGUCGCCCAAUGGCUCUACGACCACAAGCCACUCAUAGACGAGUCAGCAUACGUUAACGGAUCGACGUACCGUAAAUGGAACCUGACCUUGCCUCAGAUGGCAUCGCUGUACCGCAUAGCCAACUCGCUUCUGACCGACCUCGUCGACGACAAUUAUUUUUAUCUUUUCGAUAUAAAGAGUUUCUUCACGGCCAAGGCUCUCAACAUGGCGGUGCCCGGUGGGCCGAAGUUCGAGCCGCUAGUGAAAGACAUAAAUCCAGCCGACGAAGAUUGGAACGAGUUCAACGACAUAAACAAAAUAAUUAUCCGGCAACCGAUUCGGACCGAGUAUCGGAUCGCUUUCCCGUACCUGUACAACAAUAUGCCCAACGUGCACGUACACCUGUCGUGGUACCACACUCCGAAUGUGGUCUUCAUCAAGACUGAAGAUCCGGAUCUGCCGGCCUUCUAUUACGACCCGCUCAUCAAUCCUAUUGCUCAUCGGAACUCGACCAAGUUGCCCCCAAUGGACGACUUGCUCCCGGAUGACGACGAGGAGUUCGAGCUCCCAGAACAUGCGCGACCGUUCCUCCAAGAGUGUCCGCUGUACACGGACAAUACGGCGAAUGGGAUCGCUCUGCUCUGGGCCCCGCGACCCUUCAACCUGAGAUCGGAUCGCACCAAACGAGCACUCGAUGUUCCUCUCAUCAAGGGCUGGUACAGAGAACAUUGUCCACCGAACAUGCCGGUCAAGGUUAGGGUCUCAUAUCAAAAGCUCCUGAAGUACUACGUGCUGAACGCGCUCCACCACAGACCACCGAAAGCGCAGAAGAAACGUUUCCUUUUCCGAUCCUUCAAAUCCACGAAGUUCUUCCAAUCGACAAACAUAGAUUGGGUUGAGGCGGGUCUGCAGGUGUGCCGUCAGGGUUACAACAUGUUGAACUUGUUGAUCCAUCGUAAAAACCUGAACUAUCUCCAUCUCGACUACAACUUCAACUUGAAGCCGGUCAAGACGCUCACGACCAAGGAGCGUAAGAAAUCCCGUUUCGGGAACGCUUUCCAUCUGUGCAGAGAAAUUUUGAAACUGACCAAGCUCAUCGUCGACUCUCACGUCCAAUACCGUCUGAACAACGUCGACGCUUUCCAACUGGCUGACGGUCUCCAGUACAUUUUCGCGCACGUCGGUCAGCUCACCGGCAUGUACCGUUACAAGUACAAGCUCAUGCGACAGAUCCGGAUGUGCAAGGACAUCAAACAUCUGAUCUACUAUCGAUUCAAUUCGGGAUCUGUCGGCAAAGGCCCCGGCUGCGGUUUCUGGGCUCCGGGUUGGAGGGUGUGGCUGUUCUUCCUCAGAGGGAUCACUCCUCUUCUGGAGAGGUGGCUCGGAAACUUGCUAUCCCGACAGUUCGAAGGUCGUCAUUCGAAAGGAGUCGCGAAAACCGUCACCAAACAACGAGUGGAGUCUCACUUCGAUCUUGAGCUUCGCGCCUCCGUCAUGCACGACAUCAUCGACAUGAUGCCCGAGGGAAUCAAACAGAACAAGGCGAGAACCAUUCUCCAGCAUCUGAGCGAGGCUUGGCGGUGCUGGAAGGCGAACAUCCCGUGGAAAGUUCCCGGACUCCCCAUUCCCAUCGAAAGCAUGAUUCUCCGUUACGUCAAAAUGAAGGCGGAUUGGUGGACGAAUACAGCGCAUUACAACCGUGAACGUAUCCGUCGCGGGGCCACCGUAGACAAAACCGUAUGCAAAAAGAACUUGGGACGUUUGACGAGGCUUUACCUAAAAGCCGAACAGGAACGGCAGCAUAAUUACCUCAAGGACGGUCCGUACAUUUCCGCCGAGGAAGCCGUCGCCAUCUACACAACGACCGUGCACUGGCUCGAGAGUCGUAGAUUCUCUCCGGUGCCGUUCCCGCCGCUGUCGUACAAGCACGAUACUAAACUUCUGAUUUUGGCGUUGGAACGACUGAAAGAAGCUUAUUCGGUCAAGAGCAGAUUGAAUCAAAGCCAGCGAGAAGAACUCGGUCUCAUCGAGCAGGCCUACGACAACCCUCACGAGGCGCUCUCUCGCAUCAAACGUCAUUUGCUCACGCAGAGAGCGUUCAAGGAGGUCGGUAUCGAGUUCAUGGAUCUCUACAGUCACCUCAUUCCUGUGUACGACGUCGAGCCUUUGGAGAAGAUCACAGACGCCUACCUCGAUCAAUAUUUGUGGUACGAAGCCGAUAAGCGACGUUUGUUCCCACCGUGGAUCAAACCGGCCGACUCUGAGCCGCCGCCGCUGCUCGUAUACAAAUGGUGCCAGGGUAUCAAUAACCUCAAGGACGUCUGGGAGACGGGCGAGGGUGAAUGCGCUGUGAUGAUGGAAUCCCGCUUUGAAAAACUCUACGAGAAAAUCGACAUCACGGUUCUCAACAGACUGCUGCGACUCAUCAUCGACCACAACAUUGCCGAUUACAUGACGGCAAAGAACAACGUCGUCAUCAAUUACAAAGACAUGAACCACACGAACCAGUACGGUAUCAUCCGCGGUCUCCAGUUUUCGUCGUUCAUCGUCCAGUAUUACGGCCUGGUGCUCGACCUCCUCCUUCUCGGACUGCAGCGGGCGUCCGAGAUGGCCGGCCCUCCCCAAGUCCCGAAUGAUUUCCUGAGCUUCCAGGAUGUUCCCACGGAGGAGAACCACCCGAUCAGACUGUACUCCAGAUAUAUCGAUCGUGUCCACAUUUUCUUCCGCUUCACGGCCGAUGAAGCCAGGGAUCUCAUCCAGAGAUACCUCACUGAACAUCCCGACCCCAACAAUGAGAAUAUCGUCGGGUACAACAACAAGAAAUGCUGGCCUCGGGAUUCUCGUAUGCGUUUGAUGAAGCACGACGUGAAUCUCGGUCGCGCCGUUUUCUGGGAUAUCAAGAAUCGACUGCCGAGGUCUGUCACGACCGUUCAGUGGGACGGCAGCUUCGUAUCGGUCUACUCGAAGGACAACCCUAAUCUGCUCUUCAACAUGUGUGGUUUCGAGUGCAGAAUCCUCCCGAGAUGUAGGAUGAACCAAGACGAGAUCACGUACAAGGACGGUGUUUGGAACCUCCAGAAUGAAAUCACGAAAGAACGCACGGCUCAGUGCUUCCUCCGAGUCGAUGACGAAUCUCUGGCUAAAUUCCACAACAGGGUUCGUCAAAUACUCAUGGCGUCCGGUUCCACGACGUUCACCAAAAUCGUCAAUAAAUGGAACACCGCGCUCAUCGGUCUGAUGACUUACUACCGUGAGGCCGUAGUCAACACCCAGGAACUCCUUGACUUACUGGUCAAGUGCGAGAACAAAAUUCAGACUCGAAUCAAGAUCGGUCUGAACUCGAAAAUGCCUUCGAGAUUCCCCCCCGUGGUGUUCUACACCCCGAAAGAACUCGGCGGUCUCGGCAUGUUAUCCAUGGGUCACGUUCUCAUCCCUCAAAGCGAUCUGAGAUGGAGCAAACAGACCGACGUGGGAAUUACACAUUUCCGAUCGGGAAUGUCCCACGACGAGGAUCAAGUGAUUCCCAAUCUGUACCGAUACAUCCAACCCUGGCAGAGCGAGUUCGUCGACUCGCAGCGCGUUUGGGCCGAAUACGCGCUCAAGAGACAGGAAGCGCUCACGCAGAACCGUCGACUCACUCUCGAAGAUCUCGAAGACUCGUGGGACCGAGGUAUUCCCCGGAUCAACACCCUGUUCCAGAAGGAUCGUCACACACUCGCCUACGACAAAGGUUGGCGUGUCCGGACCGAUUUCAAACAAUAUCAGGUCUUGAAGCAAAAUCCCUUCUGGUGGACGCAUCAGCGUCACGACGGAAAACUCUGGAAUCUGAACAACUAUCGAACCGACAUGAUUCAAUCGUUGGGAGGAGUGGAAGGAAUCCUGGAACACACGCUCUUCAAGGGAACGUACUUCCCGACUUGGGAAGGUCUCUUCUGGGAGAAAGCGUCCGGUUUCGAAGAGAGCAUGAAGUACAAGAAGCUCACCAACGCCCAGAGAUCUGGUCUCAAUCAAAUUCCCAACCGUCGUUUCACCCUCUGGUGGUCGCCGACCAUCAAUCGAGCCAACGUCUACGUCGGUUUCCAGGUGCAACUGGAUCUGACGGGAAUUUUCAUGCACGGAAAAAUUCCCACUCUGAAAAUUUCCCUCAUUCAAAUCUUCCGAGCUCAUUUAUGGCAGAAAAUCCACGAGUCAAUCGUCAUGGAUCUCUGUCAAGUCUUCGAUCAAGAACUGGACGCCCUCGAGAUCGAAACGGUGCAGAAAGAAACGAUCCAUCCCCGAAAGAGCUACAAGAUGAACUCGUCCUGCGCCGACAUUCUACUGUUCGCCACCUUCAAGUGGAACGUGUCGAGACCCAGCUUGCUGGCGGACAGCAAAGACACCAUGGACGGAACGACGACCCAGAAAUACUGGAUCGACAUCCAAUUGCGUUGGGGCGACUACGAUUCGCACGAUAUCGAACGAUACGCUCGAGCGAAAUAUCUCGACUACACUACGGAUAACAUGUCGAUCUAUCCCUCGCCCACCGGUGUUCUGAUAGCCGUGGACUUGGCGUACAACCUACAUUCCGCGUUCGGGAAUUGGUUCCCUGGAUCGAAACCGCUCAUCCAACAGGCCAUGGCUAAGAUCAUGAAGGCCAACCCUGCUCUCUACGUGCUCAGAGAGCGCAUUCGUAAAGGUCUGCAGCUGUACUCUUCGGAGCCGACAGAACCCUACCUCAGUUCCCAGAAUUACGGGGAGAUUUUCAGCAACCAAAUCAUCUGGUUCGUCGACGACACGAAUGUGUACCGUGUCACAAUUCACAAAACAUUCGAAGGUAAUCUGACCACGAAACCCAUCAACGGCGCCAUUUUCAUUUUCAACCCGAGAACCGGUCAGCUGUUCCUCAAAGUCAUUCAUACGUCCGUCUGGGCCGGACAGAAACGUCUCGGACAACUGGCCAAAUGGAAGACCGCCGAAGAAGUUGCUGCUCUGAUUCGGUCUCUGCCGGUGGAAGAGCAACCGAAACAGAUCAUCGUCACGCGGAAGGGAAUGUUGGAUCCACUCGAAGUCCACUUGUUGGACUUCCCCAAUAUCGUGAUCAAGGGAUCCGAACUUCAGCUGCCUUUCCAAGCCUGUCUGAAAGUGGAGAAGUUCGGAGAUCUGAUCCUGAAGGCCCAAGAACCUCAGAUGGUACUUUUCAACCUAUACGACGACUGGCUGAAAACGGUGUCGUCGUACACGGCGUUCUCACGGUUGAUCCUCAUCCUGCGAGCUCUCCACGUGAACAACGAGAGGACCAAGGUCAUUCUCAAGCCCGACAAGACCACUAUCACCGAAGCUCAUCAUAUCUGGCCAACGUUGACCGAUGAGGAAUGGGUGGCCGUCGAAGUGAAGCUCAAAGAUCUCAUUCUGGCCGAUUACGGCAAGAAGAACAACGUGAACGUCGCCUCGCUGACGCAGUCCGAAGUGCGAGACAUCAUCCUCGGAAUGGAAAUCUCGGCGCCCUCGGCUCAGAGACAACAGAUCGCUGAGAUUGAGAAGCAGACCAAAGAACAGUCUCAACUUACUGCGACAACUACGAAAACUGUCAACAAGCACGGCGACGACAUCGUCACCUCAACCACGAGUAAUUACGAGACUCAGACCUUCGCCUCGAGGACCGAAUGGAGGGUACGAGCGAUUUCGGCCACGAACCUCCAUUUGAGGACAAAUCAUAUCUACGUGUCGUCGGACGACAUAAAAGAGGCCGGCUACACAUACAUUCUACCGAAAAACGUGCUCAAAAAGUUCAUCAUCAUAUCCGAUCUUCGAACUCAGAUCGCCGCCUACAUCUAUGGGGUAUCCCCGCCUGAUAACCCCCAGGUGAAAGAAAUCCGGUGUUUAGUGAUUCCACCCCAAUGCGGCACGCACCAGAGCGUGACGUUGCCCAUCCAGCUCCCGCAGCACGAAUAUUUGAAAGACCUGGAGCCACUCGGCUGGAUGCAUACCCAGCCCAACGAGCUUCCCCAACUCUCGCCACAGGACGUCAGCACCCAUGCCAAGAUACUGUCGGAACACCCGACGUGGGAUGCAGAGAAAGCGAUCGUGAUGACCUGUUCCUUCACUCCCGGUUCUUGCUCUCUGACGGCUUACAAGCUGACUCCGUCCGGCUAUGAGUGGGGUCGACUGAAUACUGAUCGCGGCAACAACCCCAAGGGAUAUCUUCCAUCUCACUACGAGAAAGUCCAGAUGCUGUUGAGUGAUCGAUUCGUCGGCUUCUUCAUGGUUCCAGAUCAAGGGCCUUGGAACUACAACUUCAUGGGGGUGCGACACGAUGUCAACAUGAAGUACGAUUUGGCGCUCGCUGGUCCGAAAGAAUUCUAUCACGAAGUGCAUCGACCGGCGCACUUCCUGAUAUUCAGCGGUGGCGAAGACGGCGAAGUCGUAGGAAUCGACCGCGAAGACAUGUACCUGUGAGCCUAGAGAGAAGAUUCUAAGGCAGAGACCCCAAAUCGGAACAAAGACCCCCGACACUCCCCCGGUGCCCGAACGAAAACGAGCCACCAAUCGUGAAGCCGUCUGUCUCUAUUUUCGUCUGUUAUUUUUAUACACGCUCUCGUUCCCCAAGAUUCACCGAGCUACUCUUCUCCCUCCCCCGUCUGUUCAACUUGAAGACACGACGCUGAACUGUAAAAUGGACAUCGCCAGCGCAUACAUUGUGUAUGACAUUCAAAUGUGGUGUGUAA
Molecule: messenger RNA, 7394 nt
Organism: Galendromus occidentalis (western predatory mite)
Lineage: Eukaryota; Metazoa; Arthropoda; Arachnida; Mesostigmata; Phytoseiidae
Gene: Prp8
Product: pre-mRNA processing factor 8
Exons: 14
Coding region: 1-7125 (2374 amino acids)
Biological process (GO): mRNA splicing, via spliceosome; spliceosomal tri-snRNP complex assembly
Cellular component (GO): catalytic step 2 spliceosome; U5 snRNP
Molecular function (GO): U2 snRNA binding; metallopeptidase activity; U1 snRNA binding
Source: RefSeq, a predicted model, not a curated record